GAUAGUGUCCUUAGGACGUCGCCCUCACAACGAUAUCACUGUUGUUUUUCUGAUUUUACUCCAUAUAAUGGACUCAUGAGAGCUUUUUCUUGAACAUGUAGCUUCCUACCUAACUCUUCACUCUUUAUUUCAACAAACUGGCAGCCAUGUUGCUACCAUCCGACGUCGCCCGGCUUGUUUUGGGGUACCUCCAAGAAGAGGGACUGUCGGCUACAGCCCGAGCUUUCAUCCAUGAGAGCACGAAUCUAAAAGAAUAUGCCGAACACACCACUGAAGACGGGACGAUUCCUGCUUGUGUGUUUUCUGUCUUUGGGAAAGGCCUCACGACCAUCUUAAAUGAGUAUGUAGCUGCCAAAACAAAAGAGUCUUGUCAUGAAGUACCUGCCAUGAUGACUUCGUUGUGGAAAAAACUGGAUUUUACACUCAACCAGAUAAAGUCAUUGCAGAAUUCCCCCUCUAUAUCAGCAAUUCAAAGAACACGUUCACGCAUUGGAGUGGCAAACAUGGCAAGACAGCGGGUCUUGACUGUGGCUUCAGCUGGUGGUGUCAUCUGCUCAACAGUUUCUGAAACAAGCUCCAUCAUCAGCCCUGCACUCACCUCCCACAGCAUGCUCAGCCACUCCACUCCCGUGAGCUAUACUGCGGCACACACCCGACCAGCUAUCAGCAGUGGCUCACACCUGCCGAUCCAUGAUACCAGCCGAUUUCUAAAUACACCAAGUCAGGGAUCACCUAUACAGGUAGUUGUUUCAGAACAACGGCUAAAUACAGGCCCGAUGUCACCUGGACGACGGAAAUGGGACACCCCCAGGAAGAGAGGUGGUGCUCAGAGUGGGUCAAGUGCCCCUGGCAGAUGUGCCAUGACUGUCAGUACGCCCAACGCAGAACCCCAACCUGAGGAGGCCGUCGAUGAGAACUUUCCUCAACUUGUGAUACAAAGUGCACGGGACAAGAUAUUAGGGGACAGAUCGUUACAGGAGAAGCUUGCUGAAAACAUCAACAAAAUCCUCGCCAACGAGCCCACACCCCAAUCAACAAAGGCCCCUUCAAGUACAGUGGAGGCAGACCAGUCUAUAGAUGAAAUCCUCGGUUUACAGGGGGAAAUCCACAUGAGUGAUGAUGCCAUACAUGACAUUUUGGAACAAACAGAGUCUGACCCAGCUUUUCACGCCCUGUUUGAGCUCUUCGAUUACAAUAAAACCAAAUUCCCUGAAAGUGAAGCAGGGGAUGGAGAUAUUAGCAAUAGUCCAGAAGAGAGCGACGCUGCUGGACCUUCAUCUACAGUCGGACCCCUUCAGAGUGAUGAGCCAGGCACUACAUUCAGAGAAGCCAAUGCUUUGGAUACAGUGAAGAUGAGAGCUGGACAGGAGCGUAAGACCAGAAAAUCCACCGCUCCCAUCUUUUUAAAGAAAACAAUUCUUGGCCCCAGUGGCAGAGCAUCCAGAAUUGAAAAUAGUUCAGCCAAAUUGUUAGUGAGUCAUGGGGAGCACCGAGGUGUCUCAUCUGCUGCAGUGGACACGAACAGAAAAGAAAAGGCCUCACUUUUUAAUAACAGUGUUUUUGUUACACCAAUGGAUAUUGAUGAAUCAUUGAAUACGCCUCCCCCUCCUGCAGACAAUAUGGCCACUGAGGACAGCACCUCCAUCACAUCUGUCCCCACUGAAACAACCCCUCUUCCCUCUGCUGCAUAUGCAGUGCCGGAAGCAACAUCGAAUGUUGACAAAAAACAGCAGCAUGAACAAGCACAAGGAACCAAAGUGCAAUCUGCUAUAGCCCCUCCUACCUUUUUGUUUCCUUUACAAGUUGAACAGAACAACACUCCAACGCAGACUGCUGACCUACCUCAUUCGUCACUUUCACGUAGUGGAAGAGACACUCCAUCAGGGUCUGCUUUCUUGGUAACACCUGAAUCUGCCUCUUGCACAUCUGCUUCUAGCAGUGCCACACUUACAACUGUCUCUGCCUCACUCUCAUCAGUGUCCGCUGCUGCACCAUUCACAGCAACACCUGGCUUAGCCACAUCUGCUUCUACCUCUACAACGCUUACAGCUGCACCUGCAUCCUCCUCCUCUUGUGCCCCAGAAGGUGCAGCACCUGAUCCUGCAACCUCCAGUCAAGCCACCCCAGGCAAAGCUGCAGCUGAUUCCAGUAAUAUAGUUUCUUUAAAGAUCAUCAUCACAGAUAACCAGGAUGAGGAGUCUUCCAGUGACAAGGCCUUGAGUCAGGCCAUUUCUAGUAUUUCCGGAGACAAGAUACCCACAAUCUAUCUUUCCUCUCCAGCAAAGUCCUCUGGAGUCCCUGGCACACCAAAGGCCAACUUGGAUGAGGCAGCACAGGCCGUUAGUGGCUUGCAAAGCUCUGAGGGACAUGCCAGUCCUCUUAGCUGUAAGGCUGGGGCUCUACUCGCUUCCCCAUUAUCAGGGACAUCACAGGCCCAGCAAAAUUAUAUAAUUCAACUACCCCUGGAUGCCACCAACACUGCCCUUCAAGGAGCUGCAGCCAGCUACAUCUUUUUGACUGAGCCCCCAACUACAGACAGACAGCUGCUACUCUCUGCUGGUGUCUCAAAGGGGCAGCCUUUACACACCAACCAGUAUGGAAUGACCACACCAACUCGCUCACGAGGCUUUUCCACUGGGUCAACACUCAUUUUACCAUCACCAGUCAAACCCGUGAUGCUUCCUGUUUCUGUGGUGGGGCAGAAUACUGUGGGGAAGGUCCAGAUGGUGUCCAAUCAGCUUGUUGCAAUACCAAAACCAGUACAGCAGUCAGAAACUGUUAAACCCAAGUCUCCCACAAUGGCAAUGAAACGGUCACCUGCUGGCACAGAGCAGCACCAUGUUGGUAAGUUGGCUCAACCUGUGUCAACUGGAAACACAGGCCAGCAGGAUACAGCAAAGGGUUCUACACACAGGAGGAUUUUGUGUUUUGACUCCUCUGCAGAAGUUCAACCACAAACCGCUAAAACAACAAGAACUACCACAACUCCAGCUACAAAUACAUCUCCAUCACAAUCUGUCCAUCAGACUGAAAAAGACGACACACAGUCGGUGAUGCGAACAAGACCUGCCAUCUUGGGUGGCAACAAGCCCAAGAGGAGGGUGGAAAUUAUCAGAUGCUCAGCAGAUCCCCAGACUGGGGGAGGUUUCAUGAAGGAUGCAGAGAAGUCCAUGCCUCCACAACAGCACCAGAAAGAUCCUCUUAAAAAGAACUCUCGCAAACAAGAUCAUAGCAUCCAUACCCAAGAGUCUCAAAGUGCAAGUACCAGCAAGGUUGAUGCCUCACAGCCUGAGACUUUGAAAAAGUCAGAAUCAGGAAGAAUAUCAAAAUCUAUUGACAGAAAACACAAUCAUGAUAAGGAUGGUGAUGCAGCAAAAGCUAAGGAUUCUCACUCUUCUAGGUCAUCGUCCUCUGAUUCUGCUCCAAAAUCAGGAACCAGAAAGGAGAAAGAAGAGAGCAGCAGGAAAGAACCUGCAGAAAAAGCUCCCGGCAAAGCACGUGAGGGGCGCACAGAGAAGAGGCAGUCCUCACAGGAGGUGCCAAAUGUGACCGCAAACAAGGAAAAUGAAAUAAAGGGUGGCUUGCAAGAGCAGCAGUCGACAGCUUCAUCCUCUGCAUUGAGAGACUUAAGUCCUCCACCUGUCCCCCAGCCUGCAUCUAAUACUCAGUCAAAGGCUACAAAAGCACCAUCAAAGACCAGCUCUCUGGCCAAACAGGCAGCUGAGAUGCUGCAGGACAUCCAGGGCCUAGGCUCUCCCUCCACCCCAGUCAAGAGGCCCACAGCGGGCAGUUCAGACCACACUCUUUCCAGGACCCUCGGGACUGGCCCUAACCAGGAGGUGUCCCCUGAACGUCCCAGGACUCCUUCCAGACAUAAGAAAGGUAAAGAUGGAGAGGGGACUCCCAAGCAUCUAAUGCCUCCCAACACCCCGGACAUCCCCACCUGCAGCCCAGCCAGUGAGGCUGGCAGUGAAAACAGCAUCAACAUGGCUGCUCACACACUCAUGAUUCUGUCCCGUGCUGCCAUCGCCAGGACAGGCACUCCGCUGAAGGACAGUUUGCGUCAGGAGGAAGUAGGAGAAAAUUCUGCCACAAGUUCAAAGAACUCUAAGAAACGCAAGCUGUCUUCCCCUACAGCCAGCCCGUCUGCAAAGAAAGAGUCAAAACAUUCUCCCAGCAAAAAGAAAGAUCGGGAAAGGAAGAAACUUGUAGAAUGCUUUCCCCAUGACUUGGAUGUGGAUAAGUUCCUGUCCUCACUUCACUAUGAUGAGUGAAACCGGACACACCAACAGGAAAGGACAACCAUAUCACUACCUGCUUAGGUUACUAUCCAGGAAUAGAACAAGCCAUCUGCUAAACCAGUGCCUAUGGUUCCUAUUAGUAACCUUGCCCGAGACCUUAUAAGCUGUAAUGUCUCCUUCAGCCAAUGACGGACUUUAAUUCGGCUGAAUGGUCUCCAGUGUGCCGUAGCAGCAGUAGGACAAAAAUGGCAUUUUGUUGUUGGUGGUGGUUUUUUAUUCACAUGCUCACUUCUGUUUAAAUGAUCGUUUUGAACUAUAACAAAACAAUAGGACACUGACAUCAUGGGUGCAUGUUGGUAAAAUGGGUGACAUUUUCUUGGUCAAUAUUUGACUCUAAUAAGUCAAGCUAAGGCUGACUAAUAGGUUGGUAUGUGAAAAAAAAAUGUUAUGUAAUAUCAACUAGUAACUGUAGUCUGAGCUCUCAUUGGUUUUACUUUUUCAUGUUCAAAGAAGUAAAUGGUUAACUGAUAAAUAUGAAAUGCAAUGUGAAGAAUAUAUUUUAUGGUAUGUGUGUGGGUGUGUGCGCAUGUGUGUAUUUUACACUUUUUUGUUGUUGGUAGAAUCAGACACACAAAAUGGCUACAGUUGUUCAAAUUUGCAUACUCAGGCUUCAUUCGGUGUUGUAAUAAAACAAAGAAUCAGU
This is a messenger RNA of Plectropomus leopardus (leopard coralgrouper), 4944 nucleotides long. The record is from RefSeq and is a predicted model, not a curated record. NCBI's taxonomy places the organism in Eukaryota, Metazoa, Chordata, Actinopteri, Perciformes, Serranidae.